Molecule: messenger RNA, 3051 nt
Organism: Hydractinia symbiolongicarpus
Lineage: Eukaryota; Metazoa; Cnidaria; Hydrozoa; Anthoathecata; Hydractiniidae
Product: trichohyalin-like
Exons: 4
Coding region: 144-2726 (860 amino acids)
Source: RefSeq, a predicted model, not a curated record
UGUAUGUUUUCGAAGUAGGCUCGAUGAGAGAAACCUGCAACUGUAUAUAGCUGGAACAGAGAAAGAAAAGUGCGUCAUCGCAAAUAAAGAAAACUGAUAUUUUGCACCAACUAACGAGUUGCUAUAUAAAUGCCUUUUUAAAAAUGGUGGGCCAACAUAAUAUGGAAAUCAUUGAAGCGCGAAAGGAACUGGAAAAAUUAAAAGAACGCGAAAGACAGUUAGAAGCAAGAAUGGGAAACAGAAGAGUGCAAGUAAUCGCUCAACAUAAUGGUAGCACAGCUAUGAACAACUUCGAAGAUUUAUAUAACCAAGACACAAAGAAAUAUCGAGAAAGCUAUGGGGAGCUUUCAGAUAGCGCAUAUGUUAAAAUAAAACGCGAAACAAAAGAAAUCCAGGAAGCAGAAGAUGAAGAAAUUGACGGUAGACGAAGAUCGAGAUUAUCAAAAACAAAUCCAAACAAAGAAGAACCAUUAAUAUACUUAAGCGACAAUGAGGAGGACGCGGAAAUUCUAAAAGUGUUUGAGUCUGACCAACAAAAUAGUCAGCUUUACAUGAACAGCAACCAUAGUGGCUAUGAGAAGAGUAACAACGAAAGUGACGGGGCCGAGGAAUGGCGAAUGUCUGACUCAAGCACGGAACAAAUGCUUGGUCAACAGGUAGAACAAUACGAUGAGUUAUACAGAAAAGAACUUGGGCACCGAAGUUUUCGCGAAGAAGAAGAGGAAUACGAAGAUGAGGAUGAGGAUGAAGACAAUUAUGAAGAAAGACGAUAUUCUUUAGACAAACGACAAGAUGUGCAACACGACAUUGAGGAGGAUCUACGUCGCGAACAGCUUUUAAAAUUUGAACGAGGGUCCGUUGAAGAUGUGUAUCGGUUACAUGACAACAUUGAAUCCGAAGAAGAGGAGCAGGAUAUGGAAGAUACGCGCGAAAAAAUUAUGCGCGAAAUUGCCGAAGAAAAGCGACGGGAGAUUGAACAGCAUGCUAAGAACCAAGAAUAUGGCUUUGAACACGACGAUGAAGAUGAACAAGACGUAGAAGAGCAAAGCGAUGGAGAACAAUAUGACCCUCGAGAUUUGAUCUCCCUAGAAAUACAACAACUACGCGAGAGAGAGUACGAACUUAAACAUUUAAAUCCCGAUAUAUAUAAAUAUAACAUCGAUGCGGUGGAGAGUGACGAAAAGGAGCAGGGACAUUUUGUUGAUCCAAGUGUAAGGAUCGAGCAGGAGAUAAGAGAACAACAGGAACGCGAGGUAGAACUCAACCAAAUGCGUCGAACUUUAAGCAACGAGAAUCUCCUUCUUAUAAACGAUCUCGAAGAAGUGGAAGAACGACCUGAGCAAGAUGUUGACAUACGCGAGAAAAUAUACCGGGAGAUGGAAGAAUUAAAAAUCAGAGAAAAGGAAUUGCGGACUAACGAUGACUAUAAAACAGAAUAUGACAUUAUAAAUUUGAGCAGAGAAGAACUAGAGGAUCCUGAUGAACAGUUGGACGUGCGAGAUAAAAUUAAUCAAGAAAUAUACGAUUUGAAAAAAAGAGAAGAAGAACUGCGAAAACACUACAAUUACUCCUUCGUGGAACAGCCUAGCUAUGAGGUUAUUAUGAUGCCUGAUGAACAGCUAGAAGAGACGAGAGAACUUCCCGCCAGAGGUUUAAAAGAUACGGACAAAAAGAAGUUUGGAUCAAGAGAAGAUCUUGUCGCGUUUUACGGGACACAUUCUGAAGACCACAAUGUGGUUAAAAAAACGCAACGCAAACCUAGUCCGAAUCGUGUAAGAAUACCUAAGGUAUUUACUUCACCCACACACACAAGCGAGGCAAGUCGAACAAGGGAGGGAAACCGAACAAGCAAGGCAAAUCAAAAAAAUAAGGCAUACGAUUCCGGACAUUAUGAAAGUCCUUCACAUAGCAAAAAGGCUGCUUCUAACAGCACUUCUAAUCGAAAAAACGUGAACCAUAGGGAGAACAGCCACGACGAACAAGAUUAUGUCAACCAUAACGACAACGCCCUAACUCAAAAUGGCGGUAAUACCCAAAAUGGCGGAUUGAUAGAUCAUGAAACGGAUAUCAAAACAUACGAAUUCGAACCGUACUUUCACGACGAAAUUAAACCAAUGAAGGCUUCCAAAAAGAGGUUGGUACGACAAAGAAAGCGAAGCGUGAACGAACGAAAAGGUUUGCUAUCACAAGAUGUUAACAAAGAAGAAAAGAUGAAUAGUAACACAAGAGCUGACGAGAAAAGCAAAAAACAGGGACCGAACAGUAGCAAAAUAUGGCACAUUCACCCCAUAGCUGCAAAGUGGGAAAAGAAAGGUGAGGAGGAGAGGCAACGGAAAAGAGCCAGGGAAUUAGAAUUGCAAGAAAGAAAAGAAGAGCGUUUGAGAUAUCUUGCUGAAAAAGCUGAACACGAGAGGCAACUACAGUUAUUGCGUGAGGAGGAGGAACGAGCGAAAAAAAAGAGAGAAUGGGAAAUGCAAAUUCUUCGCGCCAAACAACAAGGUCUGAAUCAACUUUGGACAUCUAAGAAGCCUAUAGUCACUGUAGCAGACAACCCAGAUCAGGAUGAUACUUAUCUGCUGAAAGAGAAAAAAAGAGUAACACCCAGAUCAAAACAGGCGUGGAAGACAACACCAACAAAAGAAACUAAUCCAAUCCAGUCAAUCGCCAUUUCGAAGAAAAUUCAAAGAUGGGAGAAAAAAAUUGCGAAAGUAAAUGCAGCAGAAUAAACAAAACAAAAAAACUGGGCUUGAAACAAACAAGAAAACGUGGAAAAUGCUAGCAUGCAUCGUUCGCGUAACAUUACAUGUUCAGUGUGUUAGCCAGCUCAAACAUACAGCCUUCUCAUACAUAACGUAAAAACUGCGUUUUUUCUCUCCUUGCCACGAUUUAACAAAAGCAUUCAGUAAAAACAAAACAUUCACACAACACCCAACUUCUUUAGAGCAACAAUGGUUAAAAAUUAGAGAUUUCUGGCUAACAUACUGAUGUAUUGAACUAAAAUCCUCUCGAGAUCAACAUGUAUAAUUGAACUAAACACGGUAUAUAGCAAAA